Theobroma umbraticum is the source of this 6873-nucleotide messenger RNA. Lineage: Eukaryota; Viridiplantae; Streptophyta; Magnoliopsida; Malvales; Malvaceae. The record is from RefSeq and is a predicted model, not a curated record.
CCAGUUCAUUUUUUCAUUCAGUUUGGAAAAUCGAGUUUUAAAUUUAAAUCGUCCCCUUCGUCACAGAAAGAAAAAAUCUUGACACUGGAGUAUAUUUUUGUUUCCAUUUAGAUUCAAUUUUGGCUUGGUUGAAAAAAUGGCGAGGAGGAACUACGUGAGAGAGAACGUUCCUCUCUCACGCUUCGGCGUCUUGGUUGCUCAGCUUGAGUCCAUCGUCGCUUCCGCAUCACAGAAAUCUCCCGACCCUCUCCUUUGCUUCGAUCUCCUCUCGGAUCUCCUCUCCGCCCUCGACGACGAGCCCAAGGAAUCUAUCUUGUUGUGGCAAAGAAAAUGUGAGGAUGCUUUGUAUUCCUUGCUUAUUCUUGGUGCUAAACGACCUGUACGUCAUUUGGCAUCCAUAGCAAUGGCAAGGAUAAUAUCUAAAGGAGAUAGCAUUUCAAUAUACUCAAGAGCAAGUAGUCUCCAAGGGUUUCUUUCUGAUGGGAAGCGGAGUGAGCCACAGAGAAUUGCUGACUCAUCUACAACCUUCGUUGAGCUAGAACUUUCAUGUAUAGACCAACCUACAGCCUUGGUUCAAAAUGUGGCCUUGAUACAAGAGCACUUUGCUACAACAACAAAGAAGCUAGUAACACUUAAGAACUCAAAGAAGGAAUCUUCAAUCUUGCAGGCCAUUCGUCUGAAGUAUCUACAUCCAGAUAUUGAACUUCAAAAUUAUGCUUUGAAUGUUAUGGACAUGCUUCGUAUGGAUAUGUCUGUUGAUGCCCAUGCACUGGCAUGUGUUCUCUAUAUCCUUCGUGUUGGUGUAACUGAUCAGAUGACAGAACCUACUCAAAGGAGCUUUACAGUUUUCCUUGGAAAGCAGCUUCAAUCUCCAGAGGCCACCCCUUCCAUGAAAAUUGCCGCUCUACGUACACUAUCAUAUACUUUGAAAACUUUAGGAGAGGUUCCACAUGAAUUCAAGGAAGUUUUGGAUAACACAGUUGUUGCAGCAGUAUCUCACUCUUCUGAGCUUGUACGUGUUGAGGCUGCUUUGACAUUGCGUGCAUUGGCUGAGGUUGAUCCCACUUGUGUUGGUGGUUUGAUAUCUUAUGGGGUGACCACACUAAAUGCUUUAAGGGAAAGUGUUUCCUUUGAAAAGGGAAGCAAUUUGAAAGUUGAGCUUGAUUCUUUGCAUGGGCAAGCAACAGUUUUGGCUGCUUUAGUUUCCAUUUCACCAAAAUUACCUCUUGGUUAUCCAGCUAGAUUGCCCAAGUCAGUUCUUGAAGUUUCGAGGAAAAUGCUGACUGAAUCUAGUAGAAAUGCUGUUACUGCCAUGGUGGAAGAAGAAGCUGGGUGGUUACUCUUAUCAUCAUUACUAUCUGCUAUGCCAAAGGAGGAGCUUGAGGAUCAGGUCUUUGAUAUUCUUUCCUUGUGGGCUGACCUUUUCAGCGGAAACCCAGAAGAUGUUGUUAGACAAAGUGGAGAUUUACAAUCUAGGAUUUGUGUGUGGUCUGCAGCAAUUGAUGCACUUACGUCAUUUGUACGAUGCUUUGUUUCAUCCAAUUCGACAAUUAGUGGGAUUUUACUUCAACCGGUGAUGCUAUACCUCAAUAGGGCUUUGUCCUAUAUCUCUCUGUUGGUAGCCAAAGAACAACCAAAUAUUAAGCCUGCAAUGGACGUAUUCAUUAUCAGAACACUAAUGGCCUAUCAGUCCCUUCCUGAUCCUAUGGCCUAUAAGAGUGACCAUUCUCGGAUUAUUCAACUAUGCACAGUUCCCUAUAGAAAUGCUUCUGGAUGUGAGGAAAGCUCAUGCUUAAGGUUCCUGUUGGACAGAAGAGAUGCAUGGUUGGGCCCUUGGAUUCCUGGCAGGGAUUGGUUUGAAGAUGAACUUCGUGCUUUUCAAGGAGGAAAAGAUGGGCUCAUGCCUUGUGUAUGGGAUAAUGAAAUUUUGAGUUUUCCUCAGCCGGAGACUAUAAAUAAGAUGUUGGUAAAUCAAAUGCUUCUGUGCUUUGGAAUCAUAUUUGCUGCUCAGAGUAGUGGUGGUAUGCUGUCACUUCUUGGAAUGAUGGAGCAGUGUCUAAAAGCCGGGAAAAAGCAACCAUGGCAUGCUGCAAGUGUAACCAAUAUAUGUGUGGGGUUACUUGCUGGGUUGAAGGCUUUGCUCGCAUUACGUCCGCAAUCAUUAGAGCUAGAGAUAUUAAAUUUGGCUCAAUCUAUUUUUAAGGGUAUACUAAUUGAGGGAGACAUUUGUGCAUCACAACGUAGGGCAUCAUCAGAGGGUCUUGGUCUUUUAGCUCGCCUUGGAAGUGAUAUCUUCACAGCCCGGAUGACUCGAUUGUUGCUUGGAGAGCUAAAUGGUAUAACAGAUUCAAAUUAUGCUGGCUCAAUCGCUCUUUCCCUUGGAUGCAUUCAUCGCAGAAUUGGGCUACAUGUUAGGGGAGCGUUUGGUGUUGUUAUGACACGUUGGAUAAAUUUAAAAUCUGUUAUGGCCAUAUAUUCAGCCUCAACUUUGCCUCCUAAUUUGCAGGCAACACUUGGCCUUGCUUUGGAGAUUUUGCUGUCUGAGGAGAUAGGAAUGGUUGACCUUCAGCAAGGUGUGGGACGCCUUAUAAAUGCAAUAGUUGCCGUUCUUGGUCCUGAGCUUGCCUCUGGCAGCAUUUUCUUUUCACGCUGCAAGUCUGUUGUUGCGGAGAUUAGUUCCUCACAAGAAACAGCUACACUACUUGAGAGUGUCCGUUUUACACAACAGCUUGUUCUUUUUGCACCACAUGCUGCUUCGGUGCACUCCCAUGUCCAAACACUUCUGCUGACUCUGUCAUCAAGACAGCCGACGUUAAGGCAUCUUGCAGUCUCCACUCUACGACAUCUCAUUGAGAAGGACCCUGUUUCCAUUAUUGAUGAACAAAUAGAAGAUAAUCUGUUUCGAAUGCUCGAUGAAGAAACUGAUUCAGAGAUAGGGAAUUUAAUCCGUGGUACUAUCAUACGACUGCUUUACGUUUCUUGCCCUUCACGUCCUUCUCGUUGGAUAUCAAUUUGUCGUAACAUGGUCCUUGCUAUGUCAACAAGAGCAACUGCUGAGAUUAGUAAAAGUUCAGGGAAUGAUUCAGUUAGUGGUCCAGAUGGUGACUCAAGGUUAAAUUUUGGAGACGAUGAUGAAAACAUGGUCUAUAGCUCUAAAAAUAUGUUUCAAGGUCAUGCAUUUGAAGCUUCUAGUGUUGGCUGUAAUAGAGAUAAGCACCUCAGAUACCGAACCAGAGUUUUUGCUGCUGAGUGCUUGAGUUAUCUACCAGAAGCUGUUGGAAAGAAUCCUGCUCAUUUUGAUCUUUCUUUAGCAAUGAGAAAAGUUGCAAAUGGACAGGCCUAUGGUGAUUGGCUAAUCCUCCAAGUUCAAGAGCUAAUAUCAGUUGCUUAUCAGAUAAGCACAAUUCAGUUCGAAAACAUGCGUCCAAUUGGUGUUGGACUUCUAAGUUCAGUUGUAGACAAGUUUGAAACGGUUCUUGACCCUGAACUUCCAGGACAUGUUCUACUAGAACAGUAUCAAGCACAACUAAUAUCUGCUGUUCGCACUGCAUUGGACACAUCAUCUGGCCCUAUUCUUUUGGAGGCAGGUCUGCAGCUGGCUACUAAGAUAAUGACAAGCGGAAUAAUUAGCGGUGAUCAAGUUGCAGUAAAACGCAUAUUUUCACUAAUAUCACACCCGCUGGAUGACUUCAAGGACCUAUAUUAUCCUUCAUUUGCAGAAUGGGUCUCAUGUAAGAUCAAGGUAAGACUUCUAGCUGCUCAUGCCUCUCUCAAGUGCUAUACUUAUGCAUUCUUGAGGAGACACCAAGCUGGGGUUCCUGAUGAGUAUCUAGCAUUAUUACCAUUGUUUUCAAGAAGUUCAAGCAUUCUGGGGAAGUACUGGAUCUGGCUUUUGAAGGACUAUUGUUAUAUAUGCUUGCGCUUAAAUCUCAAAAGAAAUUGGAAUUCAUUCCUUGAUGCAAUUCAAUCACGUCUGGUCUCAUCAAAGUUGAAGCCUUGUUUAGAAGAAGCUUGGCCAGUUAUUUUGCAAGCACUUGCUCUUGAUGCAGUUCCUGUGAAUGUUGAUAAGAUUGGAAACUCAGAAGCUGCUGUUGAAAAUAUAUCAGUAAAUAGUUUAGUAUCUGGCUACAGUAUGGUUGAAUUGGAAUCCGAAGAACAUCAAUUUCUGUGGAGCUUUGCUUUGCUUGUUCUAUUUCAGGGACAACAUCCAGCCCUUUGCAAACAAAUUAUACCAUUAGCAUCCAGUAAAGCAAAACAUGAAGGAGCUUCUCCCGCUGAGGACAUGACUUCUCCAGGCUUGAAGUUUUAUGAAAUUGUUUUGCCAGUUUUCCAGUUUCUUCUAACUCAGAAGUUUUUCUCAGCUGGUUUUCUUACUGUGAAUAUCUGUGAAGAACUGCUCCAGGUUUUCUCUUAUUCUAUUUACAUGGAUAAUUCAUGGAACAGUCUUGCAAUAUCUGUUUUAUCCCAGAUUGUGCACAACUGCCCUGAAGAUUUCCUUGGAGCGGAAAAUUUCACUUGUCAGGUGGUGGAACUUUGUUUGGGUUGCCUUUUUAGAGUUUAUAACUGUGCUAGUGCAAUCUCACUUGAUCAAGCCAACUGGGAGGAUUUAAUUUCACCACUAUUUAUUGCUACGAAGACCAUAAUGAGGCGUUCUGAACCAAAAAUGCAGAAGCAACUGAAUUCAGUAGCGCUGGCAUUUCUGUUGAUUGGUUACAAAUUCAUUAGGCAAGCUUCAACUGAGCUAUCCCUCUCGAAAGUUACUGAUUUUGUGAAGAGUGUGAAUUCCUUUUUGAAGAAACUUGUUGAUGAUGCUUCUAAGCUUGGUGAUGAUGCCAUUGUCCACCAGAGAACAAUUUUGUGCACUUCUCUAAAUGAGAUUACUGGUUUGACUAAGGAUUGCAUCAAAGGCAUUCAUCUACUGCAUGAUAAGAGAUCUGACUUACGCAAACUACUGCUAUUGAAGCUUGCAUUCUCUAUGGAACAGAUAAUUAUAUUGCCCAAGAUAAUGCUGGAAAUUCAAUGUCUAGAAGGCAACAAAGAUAGUGAUCCUGUCUAUUUCUCGGUGUUUAAAUUUUGCGCUAAUUGUAUGCAAACAAUACUAAAUGACUCAAAUGUACAGGUUCAGGCAAUUGGGUUGCAGGUGCUGAAAAGCAUGGUGCAGAAAAGCAUCACUGUGGAAGACAAUAGUUCCAUAAUAUUCAUUAUUGGAGAGCUGGUUGGGGACAUUCUCACCAUAAUAAAAAACGCAUUAAAGAAACCCAUGACUAAAGAAUCAGUUGCUAUUGCUGGGGAAUGCUUACAAGUCCUAAUGCUCCUGCAAACAAUGUCAAAAGGGAGUGAAUGCCAGAGACAGUUCAUGAGUCUCCUUCUGGAAGCCAUUCUUAUGAUCUUCUCAGCAUUAGAGGAUGAUUGUUCUCAGGAAGUCAAUGACAUAAGAAGCACUGCCCUGAGGCUUGUUUCUCAUCUUGCUCAAAUUCCUUCUUCUGCUGGUCAUCUCAAAGAUGUCUUGUUAUCAAUGCCUGAGAUGCACAGACAGCAACUUCAGGGGGUUAUUCGUGCUUCUGUAACACAGGACCACGAUGCAGCACAAAUGAAAUCUAUGUCACCAGCAUUAGAGAUAAAACUACCAGUGCCAGUGGAAGGAAGAAGAGAGGACAAUUUCCUAUCAUCAGCCACUCAAGUAAAGCUUAAACAGCAAAGUGAAGGAAGAGAUUUACCUUCAUCAGCCAACCCUAUAAACACCAAUAAUGAUGACAUGGAAGAAGAUGAAGAGGAUGAAGAUGAUUGGGAUACCUUCCAGUCUUUUCCAGCCUUGAAGAAUACAGCUGAAAGUGAUUCUGUAGUUGAAAAUGCUGCAAAGGACCCAGGCCCUGAUGAGAGCUCUUCUGCUUUGGAAAUUGGUACUGGUGACUUUGAACAACAUCCAUCUGCUGAAAAUCUCAGUAAUGUAGGGACUGCUAAUGCAGAGCAUUCAGAGUUUCCGGCAGAAAUAAUAUCUGAUGGCUCAGGUGACACAGGUAAGAUGGAACUACUUGACUCUCUAUCAAACCCUGUUAUUGAUCCUCAUGAAAAUCAAGAUCGAGAAGGAAACAAGGAACUAAUAUCAAGCACCAAUAGUGAAGCCAGAGAAAUUCCAAUUAACAGCAAUGAGAAAAUAUCAUCUGAUCUUCAAGUUGUUGAAGAUGUGAAAGUAUCAUCUGUAGAGAUAGAGGAUUAUGAGCAGAGAAGGGAGAACCCAGUAGCCUCAACCGAACCUCGACAUAGUGAAGGUGAUGAAGGAUCAGUCAAUGCAGUCGAGGAUCAUGAGCACCAAGAGGAGAGUCCUGAUAAUAAAGUUGAUGCAUCAGAUGCUCAGGCUCCCGAAGGGCUUUCUGGUAACAAAGCCGAAGAGGAAGCUGAAGCUGAAAUUGAUCAGUUACAGAAUAAGGAAGCUGGUGAAGAUGUUAGAGAAAGAACAGAGAAUAAGAGCAAUGUGCAGGAAAGUGCGAGCCAAGAUAACUUGGAACCACCAAACAAGGAAGCCGAUAAUGCUAAUUUAGAAUCUGGUGAGGGAAUUGAUAAGAUAUGAGUUAUUUUUGGCGAGGAAAAUAUAAGUUGGUGUUGUGUUUUCGGGCGGACAACUGAUAGUUCCUAGGAAGGCUUGGCAUCACUAAAUGCUCCAGUUUUGUAUUUAAUUGUGCAUGCAGGAUGGUGCAAAUAAACCAAAAAAAGUGAAUUGGAUUUAGUACUUAUCUCUCUGCUCUCUGACCUUUUUAAAAUUUCCUUGUUCAGUACGAAACCAAGACUUUUAUUUGUUUUUCCUCCUCCAUGGAUUUUACUGCCCUGACUCUUGUAGAAAAUUUAAUAUUAAUUCAUUUUUGGAGAUUAUAUAUU